AUGUCUACUUGGGCCCAGCAUUUUGCGGAGGCUUCAACUUGGCAACUGAAACACCAGCUCGCGUUUUGGAAAGCGCGCGCUAUUUCAUUGCAGUACGAAAAUACUAUGCUGCAUGAAGUUAUACGUAACAAUCACCUUGCAGUGCCCACGACUAGUGAGGUAAACCGUGAAGCAGAAAGUGAUUCUCAAGGAUCGGACAGUGAAUCUGAAGAACAUGAACACGAAACGGAGAGAAAUAACAUAGAUUAUACAGAAAACGAUUCGGAUAACGUUGAAGAUGAAAAUAAUGAGUUUGAGGUUAGUGAAGAGUUUAUACAGUUUUUAACUGCCAAUGCAAAGUACAAAGAAGACGCUAGACGCGAAAGGGAACGUCUCAAGGCCAAAUCAGAGGCAGAAUCUAAACCAGUACCAAAAAUGCAGGAAAGUGUUGAAGACAAAAUAUCACGGUCAAAGGAGUUAUAUGGUGACAAAUAUAAAAGAAUUAUGGCACUGGAAAUGUAUUUAAUGUCGAACUUCCAGAACGAAGCGGAUAGAAACAAAGCAACAUACUGGCCGAACAUACCUUUUAAUUUUAAUGUUAGCUGA
This is a messenger RNA of Bicyclus anynana (squinting bush brown), 585 nucleotides long. RefSeq names its product gem-associated protein 8-like. Gene Ontology annotation, cellular component: SMN complex. Gene Ontology annotation, biological process: spliceosomal snRNP assembly. The record is from RefSeq and is a predicted model, not a curated record. The transcript has a single exon. Lineage: Eukaryota; Metazoa; Arthropoda; Insecta; Lepidoptera; Nymphalidae. Bases 1 to 585 code for a protein of 194 amino acids.